Messenger RNA from Saitoella complicata NRRL Y-17804, 1883 nucleotides. RefSeq names its product Pal1-domain-containing protein. Gene Ontology annotation, cellular component: cytoplasm. The record is from RefSeq and is a predicted model, not a curated record. Bases 207 to 1871 code for a protein of 554 amino acids. The transcript is spliced from 2 exons. NCBI's taxonomy places the organism in Eukaryota, Fungi, Ascomycota, Saitoellomycetes, Saitoellales, Saitoellaceae.
CGUACACCCAGAAAUACGAGACAAACCAACAAUUCGAGAAGAACCGACAGAGCUGGUCCAAGUCGUUCUCUCGUUCGCCCUGUCUUUCAUCUUAAACACCCGUACACACCAUUUUACAGGCCCUCGCUCUCUUUUGACGGCCGUUGUUGGCCGCAGCAUACAUACCGACACAGGGAGGUAUAAUUAAGCUUUGAAAAUCGCACACCAUGUUGGGCAAUCCCUUCGUCAACGCCGAACCCUCCACCGCCUCCUUUGCAUCCAACAACCCUUUCCGUGCACGCACAACCACCGCACCCCCCAUCCCCGCCCCACGCUCCGUAAGCCCCGACAAGCGAGGCGUACAACCCCCUCCUCGCCCGAUAUCCCGAAACCCCUUCCUCGACAUCCCCGCCGAUUCUCCACCGCCUGCUCGACGACCAUCGACCGCAGGCGACGAUGUCAACAGUCUCACGAGCUCAUUCGCCAAGACGAGCAUGUUGGUGGAUUUGAACGAUGCUCCCCCGCCUCCGCCGUACAGCUCUGGAUCUGGAAAGGAGAAGGAGUUUAGAGAUGAGAAGCGUGAGUUGAGGGAGCGGGAUGAAAGGGAAAGGAGGCUUGAGCGACCGCACCAUUCGUCUAGGAGCAGGAGUGGAGUCGAGGCUGGUGAUAGGGAGAGAUACAGGGACCGCGAAGCUAGGGAGCGCAGUGAGCGCAUUGAGAAGAGUCGUCCCAGGGAGCGCUCCGAACGCGAGAGGAAUGAACGCGAUCGCGACUACGACCGUCAUCGCUCUGACCGAAGCAGGCGUGUCGAGGAGGUCAUGGCAUCCUCCCGCCCCCGUCAGCGUACGCGCUCGAACUCCGAGUCUUCGGUUACUCCCCGCAAAUCGGAUAUGUCGUCCGAGAAGGACAGGGAUCGCGAACGUGAACGUCGUAGGCGCGAGAAAGAGCGCGAAGCUCGCAAGGACGGUAAGACUGGAUCCAGUGCCUCUCGCAAAAAGGGACCUGUGUCAUCCUUGGAUAAGAUCGAUCGUUUGGAUGUGACGGGUAUCUUUGGAAGCGGUACUUUCCACCAUGACGGACCCUUCGAUGCGUGUCGCCCGUCUAGGAACAAGAACGGCACGAAGGCUCCUGUUCUUGCGUUCCCUGAGAACUCGACCUCUAACUCUCUCAACUUCCGCGACGCGCCUCAGACUGUUUCUGCCACGGAGGCGUUCAUGGGUAAGCACCACCACGGUGAGGCUUACAACGACUUCUCGUCGUCCGCUCGCCUUACGCAGCCGUUGACGUCCAAGUUACGCCCUACGCUCGGUACGCGUGGACAGAGUUUCGACCCUACUGCUCAGGUAGAACCCGUCUACGGCGAAACUACCGAAGGUCUUGGCCCCACCACUUUCCUCGAGGGCACACCCGCUCCUCGUACUGAGGCUCACCGCAAGUACUCCGAUGAAGGCGGUGCCGCGAGCAACUUCCUCCGUCCUCGCUCCGUGUCGUCGAACAACGCCCUCGGCGGUAACACGAGUGGUUUAGGUAGGAAGAAGUCCGUGAUUCAGAGGUUGAGGGGGUUGAAUGCGAGGAUGAGGGAGGAGUAUGAGGCGCAGACGUCUCCUGCUAUCUUGUCGCCUGGCGGAGGUAUCACGAGUCCUACGGGUUCGUCUGCCUCGAUCAGGGAAGAGCCGAACGUGUUCUCGCAGCAGUUUGAGUCUGACCCCGCGAGGAAGGAGACCUCGAUCCAGUUCGACAAUAGGCCGAGCCCGACGAGCUUGCCUAGUUCUCCGGCCGGUGAGAGGGCUGGACAGGGAGAUUACUUUGCUGGACAGGGAGUAAAGGAGAAGAAGGGUGGAGGCGGAUUGUUGAGCAGGGUUAAGAGUAUUUCGAAGAAGAGGAGGGAGUGAGUAGACACAUAU